Messenger RNA from Meira miltonrushii, 858 nucleotides. RefSeq lists its product as uncharacterized. Lineage: Eukaryota; Fungi; Basidiomycota; Exobasidiomycetes; Exobasidiales; Brachybasidiaceae. The transcript has a single exon. The record is from RefSeq and is a predicted model, not a curated record. Bases 1 to 750 code for a protein of 249 amino acids.
AUGCGACUCAAACUUAUUCUUGCUUCUCUCUUGGCUUUGUCUGCUUCAAAGGCUAUUGUUUCAGCAGCAAAACUUGAAACAAUUCAUGCUCGUAGCGGGACUUCCAACGAUGAUCCAGGCAGCGUAAAUGAUAUUUUAUAUUUCGGUGCCGGUCCUAACGGUGAAGGUCAUUCAAUGCUGGGAAAUGAUGCAAUCAUUGGUCAAGCAAUGAGUUGGGGAGUGAAAUUUUACUUUCAAAAAUUCGUCGAUAUUAAAAAACUUGCUAAAUUUGGCCUAGAUGAUCCGAAUGCCUUUCGAGUUCCAAGUGUACAAGAAUACAACAACAAUGUCGAAUUUCCUCAAGGCACAAGCGUAAUGUUGAGCUGUUACGAUCAAUCUUUAUUUGAUACACAAGCCAAACUGAACAAAGAAUGCGCCCAAGAUCCAAAAUGUAAAAAAGCUUAUAUUGCUGCUUCUCUUUGGGGUACAAUUGGUAAAAUGGAUUUCAAAAAAGAUGCAAUCGUACUUCGGGCAUGUGUUUUACUCGUCGUUGAUACAAGUGGCGAUUGUGGCUUCCCUGACUCUCCUUCUUGCAAAACAAAGGUGUAUCAAGAUCUUACCAAACAAACAGAUGCAGGCAGCGUUAAAGACGGCGACAUUGUAGAAUUUGGUCCUGCAGGCAGCAUAAAGCAAGUUACAAGCGUUUUGCAAGAUUGGGCAAAGAAGAACAAGCAACAAAUCACAUUGCCAGACGGUAAUACGACUAAGUAGCGCUCAGGCACACAUGCUUCAUCCUAACACACUCUACUGCUUUUCUUGAGCUCCUUAGUCAAUCUCUUUUGCUUCUUAUUCCUUGUUUUCGCACCAAGAGUAAUGAUU